Musca domestica (house fly) is the source of this 344-nucleotide messenger RNA. Its product is annotated as phormicin. NCBI's taxonomy places the organism in Eukaryota, Metazoa, Arthropoda, Insecta, Diptera, Muscidae. Gene Ontology annotation, biological process: defense response to bacterium; humoral immune response. The record is from RefSeq and is a predicted model, not a curated record. The coding region runs from base 16 to 291 and encodes 91 amino acids. The transcript has a single exon.
AUUAUAUUAUUCACCAUGAAAAUCUUCUUCGUAAGUGUCGUCACCUUGCUAUUGGUUGUCUGCCUGACUAGCUUCGCCAUGGCAGCAUCAGAAAAUGAGGCUGAUGGCUCUGAGGCCGCUGAAAAUGAGUCGUCCUCUACUUCCGAAUCUGAUGCCCUUGGACGCCACCAGGUGGUCAGUUGUGAUCUAUUGGGAUUCUAUGGCGAUAGUUUGUGUGCUGCUCGUUGCAUAGCUGUGGGAAGACGUGGCGGUUAUUGCGAUUCGCGCAGAGUUUGUAAUUGUCGUAACUAAAAACGAAAUAUAUUUCAAAAUUUGUGUAAAUAAAUUGUGGUCCAUAUUUUAAA